This is a messenger RNA of Aegilops tauschii subsp. strangulata, 765 nucleotides long. Lineage: Eukaryota; Viridiplantae; Streptophyta; Magnoliopsida; Poales; Poaceae. The record is from RefSeq and is a predicted model, not a curated record.
AUGGUGGCCGUCUUCGCCGUGGUGACGGCACCAUCAUGGGCGCUGCCCAUCUCAGAGUUCCUAGAGAACGGGGUCCUCCCCAUGGACGAGACCGAAGCUCGACAAGUGCAGCGCCGAGCGUUCGCCUACAGCAUCAUCAACAACGAGCUCGUCAAGCGCAGCUCCACUGGUGUAUUCCAGUGUUGCGUCCAGCAAGACAAGGGUAUUGAGAUCCUCCUCGACAUACACCAGGGCGAGUGCGGGCACCAUGCCGCCUCGCGGUCCCUAGUGGCCAAGGCUUUCCGCCAUGGUUUCUACUGGCCCACGGCCCUCGAAGACGCAGAGUCGCUCGUCCUCAAGUGUGAGGGCUGCAAGCGCUUCAGCAAGCGCAGCCACCAGCCAGCGUCGGCACUUCGGACCAUCCCGAUCGCCUGGCCCUUCGCGUUCACCAAAUGGAUCGAAGCAAGGCCAAUCAAGAAGUUGGACGGGCCAACGGCCGUCCGGUUCGUCAAGGACAUCGCGGUGCGCUACGGCAUGCCGAACAGCAUCAUCACGGACAACGGCACCAACUUCGCCAAGGGCACGCUCGCGCAGUAUUGCUCCGUCUCCGGCAUCUGCCUCGACCUGGCCUCCAUUGCGCAUUUGCAGUCCAACAGCCAGGUCGAGCGGGCCAACGGCCUCAUCCUAUCCGGCAUCAAGCCGCGGCUCGUCGAGCCGCUCAUCCGGUCUCCCGAAGCCGUCAUCCCGACCGACGUCGAGUUCGACUCGUCGCGCGUCACGGUGUAG